Molecule: messenger RNA, 730 nt
Organism: Musca vetustissima
Lineage: Eukaryota; Metazoa; Arthropoda; Insecta; Diptera; Muscidae
Product: signal transducer and activator of transcription C
Exons: 1
Coding region: 1-639 (212 amino acids)
Source: RefSeq, a predicted model, not a curated record
AUGAUGGUGGUUGCUACUGAGGCUACAUCUAAUGGGCUUCAACAACAACAACAUCAUCAUCAGCAACAACAGCAGCAGCAACAACAACAGCAAGCACUCGCUCAACAGCAGCAGCAACAACAACACCAGCAGCAACAACAUCAACAACAACAACACACACGUCAAAUUAUUACCUCUACCUUAGCACAACACCAACAACAAUUGCAAAACAAUAACACAACCAUAAUAGCGACACAUGCCACUAACGGUGGCACAUCGGCUGCCAAUGCUGCCGCAACAACAACAAUAGCUGCAGCACCGUCCAAUCUUGAAGCGUUUUCCAAUAUUGCAACAGCAGCUCAAACACUCGAAUUAAGUUCCAUAAAUGCCGCUCAAUUAAUGGGUGGCCAUUUAACAGCCAAUGGUGAUUUUGUGACUAUGGGUGGUGUGGUCGUUGGGCGCAUACAUCCAGCCCCAGGUGGCGGUGGUGCAUUUUUGCAACAUCAAUUGCGAAUACAAACACCCCAUUUGGGUGUCAUCAAAAUGGAACCGUCACCCCACUCCACUGAAUAUAAUAGUAAUAGUAACAACAACAACAGCAGCAGCAAUAACAAUGCCAAUAAUACAACGAGACAUGCAAAUACGGCAAACGAAGGAUGAGUCCCUGACUAUGAGACACUACUGGAAUAUGUGCUCAACGAAGAUGACAAAUGGGUUGAAAUCAAUGGCAAUUUUGUUAUGGACUCUUCCA